Histoplasma mississippiense is the source of this 663-nucleotide messenger RNA. RefSeq lists its product with no specific name. The coding region runs from base 1 to 663 and encodes 220 amino acids. The transcript is spliced from 2 exons. The record is from RefSeq and is a predicted model, not a curated record. Lineage: Eukaryota; Fungi; Ascomycota; Eurotiomycetes; Onygenales; Ajellomycetaceae.
AUGAAGACCACGGGCAUUCUGCUCGCCUCGUGCGCAGCCGUUGCGUCGGCAAGAUUGUUCCAGAUCGAAGUGAAUACGGCCCCAGACAAGCAAGCCAGUCUCGUCGCCCAACUGGAUCAACUUCAGCGAACACACCGCUCCGUAACUAGCGGAAUUGGGGCUUCCGUCGACCAGCCGGGUGCCUAUUGUCAAGCGUACUCGGACCCCCACGGCCGUGAUGAGCUAGGAGAGCCCUUCUGGAGGGGCCAGGCUGCUGUUUUCACAAAGGAUGAUAAACCUGUACCCAUAGGCUCGUUUCUGUGCAAGGACACCGUCGAGGGGUUGAGGGACGACGGCGACGACUAUGACGAUGACGAUGACGAUGACGAUGACGAUGACGACGGUGAUAAGAACAAGGGAGGUGACCUGGACGAUCAUCUGAAGGGGGACGCUGGGAAGGGUGACGGGGAUGGGGAUGGGGAUGGGGAUGGGGAUGAUGAUGGAGACGAUGACGGGGACGACGAUGGCGAUGACGAUGGCGAUGAUGAUUAUGAUGAUGAUGAGGAUGACGAUGAUCUCCAGGAUGGUGAUGGCGGGAACGAGAGAAUUGAUUUGAAGGACGACGAUUUGGACGACGACGACGAUGAUGAUGAUUUCGAUCCGUGGAAGGACGGGCAAGACUAG